AUGGGGCAUUUGGCCCAAUUUGCCGAUGUGUGUGCCUCUCGAUUAGAGGUUGUUUUUCCUAGGAUGAUCGAGAGAGCCGUUGAUGCUGUAUUGACACCUCUCAAGGCUUUGAUUGAUGCCCUUACAAUGAGAGUAGAGGUAUUUGAGAGAGGACAUGGUGCUUCUGAGGAGGUGACGACCUUGAAGGCCGAUGUAUCUGAGUUGAGGAAGGAUGUGGACCAUCUAAAGUCCAUAGAUUUUACUUCAUUAUUUGGGACGAUGAAGAUUCCAGAUGACCCGAGCAUAGUUAUUCCAGCUUAUUCUGAGGUGCCUACGGCUACCACAAGAGAUGAGGUUAGAGUUGAUGUUGUUGCUGCUGAGUCCGAGGCUGAGACUGAUGAGGAGCAGUUUGGUGUUCAUGAGGAUGUUGUCUUUGAUGAUUUGGCAGACCUUGAGAGUGCCAUGGUAGAUUCAGCUGUUCAGGCCUCUUUGAGGGAUGUUUCCAUUGUUGGCUCCAGUGGAGCUAAGAUUGCUGAGACCCCGAGCACUGAUGCCCAUAUAGACGGAGCGACGGAUAUGCAAAUUUCACCCAGGCUUAGCCUAUUAGGAUGA
Messenger RNA from Solanum verrucosum, 591 nucleotides. RefSeq lists its product as uncharacterized. The transcript has a single exon. NCBI's taxonomy places the organism in Eukaryota, Viridiplantae, Streptophyta, Magnoliopsida, Solanales, Solanaceae. Bases 1 to 591 code for a protein of 196 amino acids. The record is from RefSeq and is a predicted model, not a curated record.